This is a messenger RNA of Vitrella brassicaformis, 838 nucleotides long. Lineage: Eukaryota; Vitrellaceae. The record is from the annotation of a GenBank genome assembly.
AUGGAUGUCGCUGAAGAGGCUCACCGAGGCGUCAUUCCCACGUUUAUCGCCCAGUGCGUGAAGGAGUACUCGACGACACCGUCAUUCACUUGCGUGACGAGGCUGCGGGAGAAGAGAACGGCUGUCCCAGGUCAUGAGGAGACGGGCAGGGCAACGUUGAACCAACAUCCUUGGUCACGAGUGAGCGACUGCAGGAGAAAGCGGCUCUUUUCCACAGCGGAGCCUUCACAAGACUUAGUGUGUGUGUUUCUUCGUGCUUGAAUGGUGUGUUCAGAGUCCUCGUUACGAGCCUGGUUUGGUUGAGUCGACGCUGAGAGCUCCGACAAAGGACGAGAAACCUAUCCUGAGGUGACUCCUGUAACAGUUCCGCACACUGCAGUGAACCGGAUCUCUUUUGUUUGUCUCCAGAGUUCACUCGUACCUGGAGCACCUUCAUGGCGAACUCGACAGGCAAAACAUCGCUCUGCAGGUAAGCUCAAUGCCGCUGCCUCUCUCGUCUCGAUCUCAGCCCGCCUUCCCUUUGUCCGCUCUCAGCAGUCCCUGUUGCAUGCGCAGAAUCUUCGGAACGGAGAACGGGGAAAACGACGAUCCCCAUCAACCUUUCUCGGAUCUGGCCGAGCCGACUGCUCCCUGUAUCAGGAGCAGGCAGAAGAUGGUCUUCGCAGAGCCAUCAGGAAACAGCCACCCGAAGAGAGGGACGCAGGUGAGACAAAUAUCCAACGGACAAUGUCUGUCAUCACUCCUGACAUCGCUUGUUGUCAAGUUAGGCCGACAUGUAAGAGGGAGCAGUCGGCUGAACGGCGGCAUGACGCAUGUAUGCAAGGCAAAAACACCCUGA